CGCCCCGGCCCAGCGCGUCCCGCGGGCCGCCCGCGCCCUCAGCAGCGGAAGGAGGGAGGCGGAGGAGGGAGCCGAGCCCGUGCCGUCCGCUCUGCCGAGCCUUCCCGGUGCCGCCGAGCCUUCCCGGUGCCGCCGAGCCCGCCCGGCGCCGCUCCGCCGUGGCGCGCAGGUAACCGCGGAGCAGCCCAGCCCAGCCCAGCCCAGCCCGGCGCGAUGCCGCGGGCCGCCCUUCGCUGCCGGGGCCCCGGGCGGCGCUGCCACUGACAGCCCAGCUGCCACCGCCGGACGCGGACUUUCUCCUCUUUGUGUUUAUUCUGCCGCUCUCGAGGUACCGCUAUCCUCCUCCCAGCGACCGCGGGCAGGUCCUGGUUGACUCUGGGAUCUUUUUUUUUUUUUUUACCUCCUUCCAGCUCGGUUGCGUGUUCUGAAAGUAUAUUUAUUUUUAAUAAAAGUCGAGCCGCAAAUCGAGUUCGUAGCACAUUCCCCGUUCUGUGGAGUCCGGUUGAUUUCUGCGGUUAAAAAAGUUUACUCCCCCUCCUCCAGUUUUAUUGACACUGAGGAUGAAGAAGGAUUUGCAAAUGAAAGCGCCUUGAAAUACAGCAUCUUUUGGAGAGAGCUCUGCAGUUCUCCAGCCCGUUAAAUCUCGAAUUCCACCCUUUGCCCCUGCUGAAUCCACUGUUCUGCCCUUUACUCUCUGGGGUAAAAAAACCAAACAACAACAACAAAAACCCGAAGGGAAAAAGAAUACCUUUGGCAGCAGGGAAGCUUUGUGUGACUGACCCAACGAGCUACAAGUGUCCAGUUUCUGAAAAGAAGAAAACCCUUUUGUCUUCAGCAGAUCAGUAGAAUUAUUUUGGGAACGAGGAGAGUAUCAAGUGAUCUGGCCUGCUGAAGAGGAGCCUGAAUUCAUCUCUGAGUGGAGAUCUUGGAUUUGCAGGAGGAAGGCUGAGUGUGUCCCCCCAUGUGGCAGAACUGCUCCUCCUCACCAGGGAACUCCAAGUGAAGGACAAAGGUCAAGGGCAGCUUUUACAUUCCACCCAAAAGGCACCACAGUUUGAGAUGAGGAAUUCAGAAGAGCAAGCAGCUACGACAGUUUUACAGCGCCUGCUGCAGGAGCAGCUCCGAUACGGGAACCCAAAUGACAACCGCAACCUUCUCGCCUUACACCAGCAAGCCACAGGGAAUGCCCCCCCUUUCAGCAGCACCGGCAGCCCGGCCGCUCAGAACGAAGGGCUGAGCUCCCAGGACCACCAGCUCGUGACUCAUGCUGCCCGCCAGGAGCCCCAGGGCCAGGAGAUACAGGUGGACAACAGCAUCAUGGAGAAGCAGCUCUCGCCGCGGCUGCAGAACAGCGAGGACCUGCCCACCUACGAGGAGGCCAAGGUGCAGUCGCAGUAUUUCCGUGGCCAGCCGCACGCCAGCGUGGGCGCCGCCUUCUACGUCACCGGCGUCACCAACCAGAAGAUGAGGACUGAGGGGCGGCCCACGGUGCAGAGGGUGAGCCCGGGGAAGGUGCACCAGGACGAGGGGCUGAAGGACCUCAAGCAAGGCCACGUGCGCUCGCUGAGCGAGAGGCUGAUGCAGCUGUCCCUGGCCACCAGCGGCGUCAAGGCCCACGCGCCCGUCACGAGCGCGCCGCUCUCCCCGCUGUCCCCGCUCUCUCCCCAGCAGUCCAGCGACCCUUACAAAAAUUCCGGCUCCAAUGAGUUCUACAAGAACUCGGUGCAGCCCCCUUCCCAGCCCAGCAUGAAAGGAAUGGAGCAGCGGGGGCCUCCCCCGGAGUAUCCCUACAAAAACGUGUCCACCCCGUCUAUGAACUGCAAAGCUCAGGACUCGGGGCACUUCUAUAGUGACCAUCGUGUGAGCCAGCAGGGAAGAGCUGAUGGGCCUAUGAUGAGGUAUCAGCAUCCCCCUGAGUAUGGCUCAGUCAGGCAGAACCCAGAUGUGCAGCUGCAGUUACAACAGAGACCACCUCACCACCACAGCCCGACUUCUUCCUUGACAUCCCUGGGAUCUUUGACUUUGCUCCAGUCUCCACCACCCUCUAGGCUGUCCCCUUCCCAGCACCAGCAACCUCUGACUCCCAGCCAGGCAGAUCCUGCCAUCCUGCCAAGGACCCAGCAGCCUUUCCUGUCCAACCCAGUCCAUCAGGGCGACCUGUACCGACUAUGCCAGCCCUUCCUGGGCCCGCAGCAGCAGCAGGGCGACUCCUACUCCAUGAUGCCCAGGGCCCAGCAGAUCCCUUCCCCCUACCAGCAGAUGCAAGUAGAUCCUUUUGCCAUCGUUUCCAGGGCCCAGCAAAUGGUGGAAAUCCUGUCAGAGGAGAACAGGUCCCUACGACAGGAGCUGGAUGGGUGCUAUGAGAAGGUGGCCCGGCUGCAGAAGCUGGAAACAGAAAUUCAGCAAGUUUCAGAGGCAUACAAAAACCUGGAGAAAUCAUCCUCUAAGCGGGAUGCCCUGGAAAAGGCCAUGAGAAACAAACUGGAAGGAGAAAUCCGUAGGCUUCAUGAUUUCAACAGGGAUCUAAGAGAACGUAUGGAGACAGCCAACAAGCAGCUGGCAGAGAAGGAGUUUGAGGGGUCUGAAGACAAUCGGAAAACCAUCUCCCAGCUCUUUGCACAAAACAAGGAAACACAGAGAGAAAAAGAGAAACUGGAAAUAGAGCUGGCUGCUGCCCGCUCCACCAACGAGGACCAGCGGAGACACAUCGAGAUCCGGGACCAGGCCUUGAACAAUGCUCAGGCCAAGGUGGUGAAACUGGAGGAGGAGCUGAAGAAGAAGCAGGUCUAUGUGGAGAAGGUGGAGAAGAUGCAGCAGGCCCUGGUUCAGCUGCAGGCAGCGUGUGAGAAGAGGGAGCAGCUGGAGCACCGGCUGCGCACGCGGCUGGAGAGGGAGCUGGAGUCUCUGCGCAUGCAGCAGCGCCAGGGCACAUCUCAGGCUGCCAAUGUGUCUGAGUACAAUGCCACAGCUCUCAUGGAGCUCCUGCGUGAGAAGGAGGAGAGGAUCCUUGCUCUGGAAGCUGACAUGACCAAGUGGGAGCAGAAAUACCUGGAGGAAAGUGUGAUGAGACAGUUUGCUUUGGAUGCAGCUGCCACCGUGGCUGCUCAGAGGGACACCACGGUGAUCAGCCACUCACCCAACCCCAGCUAUGACACCUCACUGGAGGCUCGCAUCCAGAAGGAGGAGGAGGAGAUCCUGCUGGCCAACAGGAGAUGUCUCGACAUGGAGGGAAGGAUUAAGACCCUGCACGCCCAGAUCAUCGAGAAGGACGCCAUGAUCAAAGUGCUGCAGCAGCGCUCCCGCAAGGAGCCUGGCAAGACUGAGCAGCUCUCCUCCAUGAGACCUGCCAAGUCCCUCAUGUCCAUCUCCAACGCUGGCUCAGGCCUGCUCUCCCACUCCUCAACGCUGAGCAGCACCCCCAUCCUGGAGGAGAAGAGGGAGGACAAGAGCUGGAAGGGCAGCCUGGGUGUUCUGCUGGGAACAGAAUAUCGUUCAGAAUCCAUCCCCUCCACCCCCUCUCCUGUGCUCCCCUCCACACCCUUGCUGUCAGCCCACUCCAAGACAGGCAGCAGAGACUGCAGCACCCAGACAGACAGGGGCAGUGAGCAGGGCAAAGCUGCUCCUUCCCCUGCAGCUCCCACCCCAGCACGACUCCCCAGCACCAACCUGACCUACAGUGCAGAGAAAACAGAUGGGCCACUCUUCCACUCCAGCACUCUUGAAAGAAAAGCCCCUGUUCAGACUGUGGGGCAGGACCUCCCAGAUGGAGAGAUGGUAGAAUACCUCAUCUGAAAGGCUGUGCCAGGAUCUGAGCUGGGAUAACAGUAGCAAGAAAUUUUUAAAAGACAUUUUUAUUGGGAAAAGAAAAAUGUAGUACCUGAGUAAUAAAAGAACACUCAGCUGUUUGCUCUUGUAUAUUAUGUCUCAGAAGUUUGGACAGGUUAAUUUAUAAUUUGUUCUAAAUUAUAAAAAACCCGUAACACUUGUUCUUUGAAAGUUUCCCCCUUUAUUUUUUAAAUACUGGAUCUGGUAACAUCUGGAGAAAAACAACCUAGACUUUAGGUGCACUACAUCUGGUAUUUCAUUUCAGUGUUUUUAAAGUCUCUUAAGCAGAAGUACCUGCUCUCACAGGUGCUGGUUACAUGUCUAGCUUGAAUGUAGUAAGGUGAGUUUGAUGGCCUUAAAGUGAUCAGAGCCAGGGACUUGUGAGCAUCAUUUAAUGGUUUUAGGAUACAGAUGUUCUGGGAAGCUUUUAUAAACCUGAGCUGUGAUCAAGGGACAUUUCCCUUUCACUUCCUCUUUCCUCUCAGUGUAAGAACUCAGAAUAGGUAUUUCAUGUUCAUAGGCUGAAAAGAUUUCCAUUUUCAGUGUGGUAACCUUUGUUUUUUUUAACUUCCCAAAUUUCUUUUUUAAUUAUUUUGUUAUUAAAACAAACGACUCCGGUGAUUAAUGUCGCAUUUCAUAUUUGUAGUUCCUUUUGCAAGAUUUGCCACACUUUUGUACUUAAGUACUUUUUCAAUAAUUUGUACAGUGGAUAGUAAAUAAUAUAUUGCAUUCAUGUUUUACAUAAAUUAAUAAGGAGAAUUUACAGGCCCAGCCCUGAUCUGUUAGAUCAGAUUUCUGACACGGCAAUUCCAUUGUCUUUAGUGAAACUACUUCAAAUUUACCAUAGCUCAAGUGGGAAGCCCUGUUGUAUUUCAGAUUUAACAUUUUAUUCUACUGCAUCUGUGGAGAAUUUUCUCUGUAGCAGACUUUUCUGUAUUUCAAAUGCCCUUCAACUUUGUAUGUCCCUCCUUUCUGGAGAGACUGGAUUCUUUUUCACAUAGCAAAGCCUCAGAGGUAGAGCUUUAAAGAGAAGCAAAGGUUCAGAUGGCAGAUUCUCUCCUUUCAAAAUACUUCUUUACUUCAUCUGAGUGGAGAGAGCACCUUAGAGAAAGUCCCAGAGGCAUUACAGAAGAAAGUUACUUAUUUAAGUCAUGAGGUUCACUUCCAGAUUUUUGGGAACUAGCACAGAUGCAGCAGUGCUUUGGUUACAGAAACUAUAAGGAGAUAUUAAGACCAAUAGAAGUACAUGAGUAUUUUUUGUUACUGUCUUUGCAUUUUAUUAAAACACUUCAAUAUUAA
Messenger RNA from Oenanthe melanoleuca, 5124 nucleotides. It is a transcript of the gene AMOT, whose product is annotated as angiomotin. Gene Ontology annotation, biological process: hippo signaling; regulation of cell migration; establishment of cell polarity involved in ameboidal cell migration. The transcript is spliced from 13 exons. Gene Ontology annotation, cellular component: cytoplasmic vesicle; bicellular tight junction; lamellipodium. NCBI's taxonomy places the organism in Eukaryota, Metazoa, Chordata, Aves, Passeriformes, Muscicapidae. Gene Ontology annotation, molecular function: signaling receptor activity. Bases 1060 to 3792 code for a protein of 910 amino acids. The record is from RefSeq and is a predicted model, not a curated record.